This is a messenger RNA of Neolamprologus brichardi, 738 nucleotides long. The record is from RefSeq and is a predicted model, not a curated record. NCBI's taxonomy places the organism in Eukaryota, Metazoa, Chordata, Actinopteri, Cichliformes, Cichlidae.
AUGGUUUCUCAUCGUGUUUUUGGUCCUCGCAGGAUGUGGCAGUCCAUCACCAUUACCCUGGUGGAGAAGGUGCAGAUCAUUGCGGUGUUCCUGGGCUCUCUCUUCCUUGUAGCCAGCAUCUCCUGGCUGCUCUGGUCGGCGCUCAGCCCUCAGGCCAAAUGGCAGCGUCAGGAUGUCCUCUUCCAGAUCUGCUACGGCAUGUAUGGCUUCAUGGACCUGGUCUGUGUAGGCUUGAUCAUCCACGAGGGGGCAGCAGUGUACAACGUGUUUAUGCGCUGGCGAGCAGUGAACCUCCACUGGGAUGUUCAAAGCUAUGACAAGACCAAGGACAUGGAGGAGACGAGCACUGGUCACUCUUCGCUGGCCCCCAGGACACUUUGGUUACCUUUGGCCACUUUUGGGCCCAGCGGCCCCUUACACCCGACCCAGCUGGGAUCACAUCCGUGGACUUGCCUGUGUUUGGCACCCUUUUGCCACAGAAUGGUACCCCGAAACAACCUCAGCCAGGACAGUGAUUCGGGAGAGGUUGUCAUUCGUGUGACAUCGGUAUAAACUCCAAGCAGUAUUUGUGCAGAGACGAAGCAUCUGACAGGUUACAUCUGGUAGUUACAGUCUGAGCUGUGCUGCAAAGUUGGUUUUUUUGCAGAUUCUUUCUGUGACUUAAUACUUUUAAUUAUUUGAACUGUGUGUGCUGUCUGGGGCUGGUCCUCAAACCAAUCUAAUACCUUCAGUAACUCA